Molecule: messenger RNA, 1408 nt
Organism: Nematolebias whitei (Rio pearlfish)
Lineage: Eukaryota; Metazoa; Chordata; Actinopteri; Cyprinodontiformes; Rivulidae
Gene: nog2
Product: noggin 2
Exons: 1
Coding region: 1-630 (209 amino acids)
Biological process (GO): negative regulation of BMP signaling pathway; osteoblast differentiation; negative regulation of cell differentiation
Source: RefSeq, a predicted model, not a curated record
AUGGGCCUCUCUCAAACGCUGCUCGUUUACGCGCUGGUGUGCGUCCACCUCGGGGUGUCCCAGCACUUCCUGCGCCUUCGCCCGUCGCCCAGCGACCACCUCCCGGUCCCCGAGCUGAAGGAGGACCCCGACCCGGAGUAUGACCCGCGGGAGCAGGACUUGGCCGAGAGGACUCUGAGGAAAAAGCUCGGCAGCAACUUUGACCCCAACUUCAUGUCCAUCAGCCUGCCGGUGGUGAACAUCUCCGCGCCAGAAACCCUGGGGAAGCCGGGGCCCAUGCCUAACGAGAUUAAAAAACUGGACCUCAACGAGACCCCCUACGGGAAGCGGGUAAAAGUGGGCAAGAAGGCCCGCAGGAAAUUCCUGCAGCUGCUGUGGACCUACACGUUCUGCCCUGUGGUGUACACCUGGAAGGACCUGGGCGUGAGGUUCUGGCCACGUUACAUCAAGGAGGGGAACUGCUUCUCCGAGCGCUCGUGCUCCUUCCCAGAGGGGAUGUCCUGCAAACCCGUCAAGUCAGUCACCAAGAUCUUCCUGCGGUGGUACUGCCAGGGCUUUCUAAGACAGAAAUACUGUACGUGGAUACAGGUGCAAUACCCGGUCAUCUCAGAGUGCAAGUGCUCGUGCUGAAGGAGGAGGCGUGUGAGAGGAGGGGGGAUUUCUAUUGCACUGUUAACUCUCUACAGAGGUGGGCACCAUACAGAUCUAUUUUUUUAUAUUAUAUAACAUUUUAAAGUGAAAAAAAAAACAACAUUGUACAUAUUUAAGGAAAAAUAAUGCAGCUACUUUUUUUUUUCUUCUAAAUGAACUUGGACCAUAUUUUAUUCUCAACAACCCAGAACAUUUUGUUUGUUUGUUUGUUUGUUUGUUUGUUGUUUUGGGGGUGGUGUGUGAGGGGAGCACUUCACAAGGAAGAGCUUUUUUUAUAUAUAUUUUGAUGAGACAUUAAAGAUGGAAUUCAUAAUAUGCUACACUUCUCCAAGAGGUGAACUUUUUCUUCUUUUGUUGUUGUUUUCAACUGAACAUUGAUGCUGUCUGUUGUUUCACUGCAAAGCUGCCUAGAGGUUUUUUUUUUUUUUUUUGUAUUAUAUUAAUAUCAGUAAUAAUGAAAAAAGUUGAGGUUAAAGAGUAUAUAUAAAGGGGUGAACUCAGCUUUUUUUGAUAGUAUUGUAGGAAUAAACAAAUCUGUACGUUUUAUUUAUUAUUUUAACGAUUUGUGAGUAUAGAGCAUAAGAGAAAGAGAAUAGCAGAAUAUACCAUAAAAAAUAUUGAAGACUUAAAUAUUUCUAAAGAAAAAAAAGGACAAAAAAAUAAAUAAAUAAAUGAUUUGAAAACAAAAAGCAAGACAUAUCAGUGUACAUGUUAUGGUUACACGUUUUUAGCAAUAAAGUCUGUCUUCUCCACGUGC